Messenger RNA from Lingula anatina, 3098 nucleotides. RefSeq lists its product as uncharacterized. The record is from RefSeq and is a predicted model, not a curated record. NCBI's taxonomy places the organism in Eukaryota, Metazoa, Brachiopoda, Lingulata, Lingulida, Lingulidae.
UACUCAGCUGAUCGAACCGCGCAGUCUGUGGAAACCCGUGUGGAAUUUUCCGCUGUCUGGUAUAAGCGUGUUUGGAGAGAGGGAGGGUAUGAUAAGGGAUAUGCAACGUGUCUUCAAAGAAAUUAUCCUGAUUUGCAUAAGGUGACGAAAUAUUACACUGCGGUACGCGUAGCUUUUUGGGUCUUGCGGAAUGUGUCAAUGAUUGCCGAAAGUUACCUGCGCCGGUGUUCUUAAAUUAUACAUCGGGGUCAAAGUCACGGAGUGCAAAGGCUAGAUAAACUUCAGUAAGGCUAUAUUUAACCCACGGCAGCAGGGAUUGACAAUCAUUGAGGACGCUGACUCGGGACACAUUCAACAGACAUAAUGGCUGCAGACGAAACCCGUCAUGACAUGACCCAGUUCUGGGAGAGCCACUCCAAGGAUGCAACUCUCCAAGAAAUGAUGCUGGACAGCAAUGCAGAGCUGCUGUGUAAAGAGGAAAUCCCAGAAAUCCUGGAACUGAUUCCAUCCUUAGAGGGCAAAACUGUGUUAGAAUUAGGAUCUGGAAUAGGUCGGUUUACAUCUGUACUAGCAGACAAAGCCAAACAGGUGACAGCAGUGGAUUUUAUGCAGAAGUUUGUGGACAAGAACAAAGAAUUGAACGGUCACCGUGGCAACGUGGAGUUUCUCUGUGCUGAUGUCACAAAACUUGACCUGCCAGAGGGCAAAUACGACUUGGUGUUUUCUAACUGGCUGUUUAUGUACCUGGGAGACGAGGAGGUGAGAGCUGUGGCGGAAAAAAUCCUUUCCUGGCUGAAAGAUGGCUGCUAUUUCUUCUUCAGGGAGUCGUGUUUCCAUCAGUCAGGUGAUAAGAAAAGAGAAGCAAACCCGACCAAGUAUCGUGACCCUGCCACAUAUAGCAACUUGUUCAAGUCUGUGUCAGUGCCAGUACCUGACGGAACUAAUUUGUUUGAAGUUAUUCUGUCCAAGUCUAUACAAACCUAUGUUAAGCUCAAAGAUAACAGUAACCAGGUGUGCUGGCUGAUGCACAAGAUGCAUUCAAACACGGCAGCUGCCUUUGGGCACAAAACAUUCCAAGACUUCCUGGACAAUCAGCAGUACUCUAGAAAUGGGAUCCUACGCUACGAGAUGAUCUUUGGCCGCCAUUUUGUCAGCACAGGAGGACUAGAGACCACGGAGGAGUUUGUAAAGAUGCUGGAUCUGAAGCCUGGGCAGCGUGUACUAGAUGUGGGAGCAGGAAUUGGAGGCAGUGCCUUCCACAUGGCAGAGAAAUACGGAGCACAUGUGCUUGCUGUGGACUUGUCAGAAAAUAUGAUUGGUAUAGGUCUGGAGAGAGCUAAUGAAAUCAGAGACAAAAGGGUACAGUUUGAGGUAGCAGAUGCCACAAAGAGGGAAUACCCACCUGAGUCUUUUGAUGUAGUCUACAGCAGGGACACCAUCCUGCACAUAGCUGACAAGGAAACUCUGUUCAGGAGAUUACUGUCCUUCCUGAAGCCUGGUGGCAAGUUGCUCAUCUCAGACUACUGCUGCAGUGACGGAGACCAUUCUGAAAACUUUCAGAAAUAUGUGGCACAGCGUGGAUAUCAUCUCCUCACUCCCACGGAGUAUGGCAAGUUGCUAGAGAAGGUGGGUUUUGUGAAUGUCCGAGCAGAGGACCGCACUGACCACUUCAUAGACGUACUUCAGAGAGAGCUGAAACGUACAGAGAGUAUAAAAGACGACUUUAUUAAGAAAUUCUCAGAGGAGGAUUACAACUACAUAGUGGAAGGGUGGAAAGUGAAGAUUGCUCGCUGUUCAGGAACCGGAGAGCAACGCUGGGGAUUGUUUUAUGCAGAGAAACCCCAGUGAUUGUGUUCAUCUCACCUAACACACUUAGUGGACAGAUGAAUCAAUGGACUUGUUGGAACUGGGUAAUUAUUACGGAAGUUUUAUCGUGAUCAUAUCAUGAUGUAACAGAAGAUAAAACAUGUAGGGUGGGGGGUUACUUCAAAGGAACUUGGUAUUUAUGAGUAAUGUGGAUGAUUUUUGAUGGAAAUUUUGUCGACUUUAUUUUAUUAUUUGCCCCUGAAAUUUCAAGUGGACAGGGGGAGGGAAGGAAUUCCUCAUUUAAGAGAGAUAAUAACCAAUGGGCAGGAAAUGUAUAAAAUGAAAGCUAGUUUUUUAUAUGCAGCAAUAAGUGGAAGCAAAAAAAAUGUAAGAUGGGGCUUGUAUAUUAAUGCUUGCACCAGUAGGAAAAAAGGUAUGAUUGCAAGGACUUUAUACUGUACAAAUCAGACCAAAGGUGUAUCCACUUGAAGUGGUAUACUUAAAGCAUUUGCAUCAUGUUAAAAUUAUUUUGAAUAUAUUUGUAUGACUUAAAUGUUUGACUUAAAGGUAGAGGGCGUGCAAUGUUCUUGCUGUUGUUGAUGUUGUUGUUGUUUGCCUUUUACUUUUUGAUUUUGAUUAUUUCUUUAUUGUCUCACACCAAAGAAGUUUUAAAAUGUGUAUGUUUGAAAUCCUAGAAAGAUUACCAGUAUGGCAUUUACCACAAUUAUUUAUGUCCAAAGGUGUCAUUUACCUCAAAAAUAUUUAUUUAACUAUGUUCCCAUUUGAAAUAUUUUUGUUUCAAAAAUAUUUUUAAAUAUUUAGCAUAAUUAAAAGGCCCAGUACAUCAAGUAGUAAGAGAUUUUACAUAGUUACUUUAAUUUAUUUACAUAAGCAUGCUAAUGUCCCACUGCUAUGGUCUAAUUGGCAGUUUUUGCUCCUGUUAUAUAUUGAUUUUCAAUGUUGUACUCUCCGCAGCUUGUUGCUUACUCUAAUUAAAAUAACUUUGAAUAUAUUAUAACAUUGAGAGAAAAAUACUUAAUUCUUUACUAAAGCACCAAAUGAGUAACAGCGUAAUGUGUUAAUGUUUAAUUGACUCAACUUACAAUUUUAAUUGCAGUAUCUGGAAAUAAAAAUAGUUAUUCACACCACUUGUCGGUUUUAGUGUUAUAGUAAUUCAAAGGAACCCUGUUACUGGAAAGAAGUGGAUUGGAAAUGAAAAGGAUGUACAUGUACGUAAGUUCUGUGCCAAAAUAAAAUGAAUUUCUGAGAGACGAAAAAUGUAAUAGGCCUAU